AUGGAUGAGCUGCAGAGCUCGCGGUUCGGCCAGCCGUCUCCUCGCCACGGACUUCGGCUGCUCUACUGGUUUGUUCAACGCUGCGUCGAAGUCGAUCGAAACAAUCAGAUGGUUUCUCUCUGCAGCCCGUCUUCUGGUGACUUCGGCUUUCGGAUCUUCCGCAACAGAGAUGAAGGAGGAAAAGGCCACCUGCUUCCAGACUCCAGCGGCCUGGUCUACUACGAGCUCGGGAACCUGAGUGUGUCAGGAGUCAAAUCCCUGCCUGAGUACGUCCGAGAGAGAUACACCGGCUUCCAGGACAAGAGCAACUCCGAUCGCAUCAUCGUCACCCUGCGAUCCGGGACGUUCCUCGACAUCUACGUGACGCGCCACGAGACCAGAAUGAACUUCAACCCAUGCCAUACGUUCCGCAUCAGCCGGGAGCUCGUAAGAACCAUAAAGACCAUGCAGAGGGAGGACUUCCUGAGGGCAGCUAAACGCCGUCGGGGAAUCAGGCCUCCGUUUUCACUUUCCUUCUCUCUCUCGCUCUCUUCAUCUCUGGAGAAGCUCCUCACCGCUGCACUAUCAGAGGUCACCAUGAGCAGAUUAGCGACCCUGGAUGAGAUGGAUCACCUGGAGCAGUGUCGAUUCGGCCGUCCUUCUCCACGGCACGGACUCAAGCUGCUCUACUGGUUUGCUAACGACGGCCUCUCGUUUGACCUCGACGAUGAAAUGUUGUCCAGAUGUGAUCCAGACAAAGGAGAGUUCGGGUUCCACCUGUUUCAAAACCGUUAUGAAAGAAAUGGGGUAAAACUCCUGCCCGACGUGGACCUGCCGUAUUAUGUGCUGGGGAAUCUGAACAAACCCCGAUCGUACGAACUUCCCCAUUACGUCCGGGAGGAGCACACCCGUCACCAUGACAACAGCAACAUGGACCGCAUCAUAGUCAGCAUGGAUAAUGAGUGGUUUGAAAAAGUUUACGUGACCGAACAUAAGGAUCGUUCCACCUACAACGCAGACGCCACGUACAAUGUCAGCAAGAACCUCCUGAAGAUCAUCAGGGGUCUUAGUUUAAUUGAUUAUCUCUGGAGAACUGGGUUUUGGUGGAAACCAGAGAUCAUCAGAAGUCUAAACAUUAAUAUUCCUCAACCCAAACACACAUCUCCUGUCAAUCAAAUGACCAUCACUUUAGUGCCAGAUGUUGGUUCUCAGAGAAACCGGGUCACCUGCCUGGAGCCACUAAACGAACCAGAGAGCAAUCAAGAGAACGAUCAAGAGAACAAUCCAGGGAACAUUCAAGAGAACAAUUCAAGGAACAUUCAAGAGAACAUUCAAGAGAACAUUCAAGAGAACAUUCAAGAGAAUAUUCAAGAGAACACUCAAGAGAACAUUCAAGAGAACAAUCCAGGGAACAUUCAAGAGAACAUUCAAGAGAACUAUCAAGAGAACAAUCCACCAAACAAAUCACAGAAUAUCUCAGGGAACAAAUGUUCAGGUUUGAAGGUUUCAGGUUCAGGGAACAGAUCUACCAGGAAGAACUGUUGUGAAUGUACCAUACUGUAGUUUUGGAUACAAAAAGAAAUGAUAGAAAGAUUGAGAUGAUCAUGAUAUAAACACACAAGUCUCUGUGGGAAAAUAUUUCUCAUCUAUUUAUAGGAGCGAUUAGACGUUUGAAGGCUUUUAGAACAUAAACCCCUUACACAGGGCUUUAUUUAUUUAUUUAUUUAUUUAUUUAAUUCACUUUGUCUCAGAAAUUGUGUUUAAAUAUGCUGUAAUAUUUACUCAUAACAUUCUUAUUUCUAUAUGAAAUUUGUAUUCUAUA
This is a messenger RNA of Silurus meridionalis, 1801 nucleotides long. RefSeq lists its product as uncharacterized. Bases 1 to 1542 code for a protein of 513 amino acids. NCBI's taxonomy places the organism in Eukaryota, Metazoa, Chordata, Actinopteri, Siluriformes, Siluridae. The record is from RefSeq and is a predicted model, not a curated record. The transcript is spliced from 3 exons.